This is a messenger RNA of Phasianus colchicus (ring-necked pheasant), 6002 nucleotides long. The record is from RefSeq and is a predicted model, not a curated record. Lineage: Eukaryota; Metazoa; Chordata; Aves; Galliformes; Phasianidae.
UGCCGAUGUGGACGUGAGCCUCAAGGAGCCUUCAGGUGACGGCAUCCUGCCUGGGGCCGAGAUACGUGCACCUGACAUUGCUGUUAUCUCUAGUUCAUCCUGUGUGACGGAGGAUUCUCCUGGGAAAUCUAAGGGUUCUUUAUUCAGUAUGCCUAGAGUUUCACUUUCUAGAAGUUCAAAGCAUGAGCUUCCAAGUAAGUCUAGUACUGAAUGUUCUGAGUCAGAAUCUAUUUGUUAUUCUGUAACAGAGGAGUCUCCUGCUGUGAUUUCUGGCAGUGUCGGAGGUAAACUUGUUCCUGAUUUUAAGGGAGACAGCUCUUCUAAAAGCAGUAAAUUUAGAAUUCCUAGUUUGGGUUUCUCCAAAGUUGAUAUUAGUUCUUCUAAAUUUGAUCAAGAUUCCCCAUUAUCAAAAGGGGAUAUAACUCUUACCAAAUAUCAAAUGAAUGUAGCAGAAUCUGAAUCAAAAAUUUCACUUACAGAUUUUGAGAUUUUGAAUGGGGAGGGUUUUAGUGAGCAAGGAAUUAUGAAGCCAGGAAGAGCAAAAACACCACCUGCUGAGCUGUGUGUUGGUGACACAGAAUACACGGUUAAAAUACCUAAGUUCCGAAAACCCAAGUUUGGAUUUUCUUGGUCAAAGGGUAAACCACCAGAAAUUGAUGUGAAGGGUCAAAAAGUCCAGAGCUCUCUGCCCAUACUAGAAACUGAUGUUUGUGAUCUCAAACAAGAAAAAUGUGGAGAUGCUUCAGUACAGAAAUCUGACAAAGGUAGUAGUGAAGAAAGGGCGGAAAUGGGUGUAAAGAUGCCAAAAGUUAGAGUUUCAACUCCAGAAUUUCCCAAAUCUGAAGUUGAAGGACCCAAAAUAGAAAUGGAUAUUAGCAUGCCUGCUGGUGAAAUCAUACUUACUGCUUGUGAACAAGAUGACCUGAACCAGAAAUCAUCUGCUGAUGAUAUUCCUUCCUCAGAUACUAAGAUGACAACUGAAGCCUUACUUGAGGUGAAGAGUCCUGAGACAAGUGUUAAAAGAAUAUCAAGUGAAAUUGCCAUGGGUGGUGUAGAAAUAAAAGUUGAAGGAGCUGAAGGGAAAACAAAAAUGUCAAAAUUCCAAAUGCCAAAGUUUGGAACGACAAAUUCUAAAGGUAAAGGAUCAGAAAAGGAGGUCAGCCAAACCAAAUCAGAAGCUAAGGUUCCCCAACUAAAAGCAACGAUAGAAAUAGCUGACAUUGCCGUGGAAGCACCACAUUUGGAGGUGGAAUGUGGUGAAGGAAAAGUAUCUUCCAGCUCUAAAUUGAAAAUAACCAAAGCUGACAAGAAGGCUCCAGAAGCUGAUACUCAAUUCCCAACGGGUGAGAUUUCUAUCUCAAAAACAGACAAUGAUGUUCAAGAUUCAGAUAUGGCACUAAAAAUUAAAGAAGAAACAAAGCACAGGAAUGAAGACGGAGAAGAGAAAGAAGGACAUUUCAAAAUGCCAAAAUUCAAACUUCCAUCCUUCAGUUGGUCACCAAAGAAGGAAGCAACUGUUAAGGCAGAUUCUGGAGCAAAUUUAGAAGACAAGCAAGUUGCUGUAACGUCAGGUGGAAUAGACACAGAAGUGGAAGGAACUGUAGUUGAUGAUCAAGGACCCAGGCCUGUCCUUGAUCUGGAAAUAACUGCUGGAAAAGAUCAACCAAAAAGUCCAAUUAAAAAGCCUCAGUUUGUCAUGCCUAAAAUUUCACUUUCCAAGAUCAAGAUUCCCAAAUCUCAGGGACAUUCAUUAAAAGUUGAAGCUGGAAGUACUGUUACUAAAACAGAAAGAGAUGGAGUUGAUUCAAUACAGAUACCUGAUAUAGAAAGAAGUCAUUCCACACAGACAGAAGAAGGGGCACAAAUAAGCAUAAAAACAGCUGCAGUUAAGAUCCCCACUUUGGAGCUUUCCAGAACAGAAGCCUUCCAAGCUGAUUUGGGAGUCAGCUCAGCCAAGAUUGAUACUGCUCUGACUGUCUCAGAGGAUAGUUUUCAUCAGGUUGUCCUAAAAUCAAGUUCUGAUAAAGAUUCAAUUCAAAAAACAGGCAUUGAGUUCACUGAAGGAGAAACUUCAACUGAACUGGGGAGCACCAAAAUAGCAACAGAAGGAUCAUUAGUUAUGGAUGGAAGAAAAAUGAAAUUGGAAGGUCACGAUGUACAGAUUAAAAUGCCCAAAUUCCAGAAGCCAAAGUUUGGAAUCUCUCUGACAAAAGGGAAGGGCCCAGAGCCAGAGAUCAGCUCUCCAAAAUUAGAAGCUGAGCUACCUCAGCUAAAAACGACAGCAGAAGUUGCUGACAUUGCUGGGAGAGUGCCAGCAUCAGAAUUUACAUCUGAUAUGUCAGAUCCUGGGCUAGAGGUUUAUGGUUCAAAGGCAAAAACACCCCAAGUUCUGAUGGCUGUCAUUGAAGCUCCAAAGGUAGACAUAAGCCCCCAGUCAGAGUCUAAAGCAGUGACAGAGGGAUACACUGAGAGCCUUACGGAGAAAGAAAUCAAAACAGAAGAAGAAAUGAAAGGUGAAGAAGCUCAGACUGAAGAACAUCAGGGGUGGUUUAAAAUGCCAAAAUUCAGAAUACCUGCAUUUGGCCGCACAUCCUUAAAGGAAAAGAAAAGUGAUACUGAUGUUGAAAGAAGUCUAGAAAAACCUCAGGCAGGCAUUCCUUCUGCCAAAGUACAAACUGAAGCUGAAAUUACUAUUGAAAAAGAAGAAACUCCAAAAUUAGGAGAUUCUGUGGAGAGUUCUGUUAUUAGCUUGCCAAAGGUAGAAGGAGAUAUUUCAUUCUCUGCAGAAAGCAUAGAUAGUAGAGUAAAUAUUCCAAAGACUGAAACUUAUGCAGACAUAGUUAAGCGUGGUGCUGAAGGACAAAAAAUGCACAGUUCAGAAUUCACGGUGUCUUCAGUGGAAUUAUCUAAAGCGGAAAUAAGUGCUUCAGUAAUUGACAAAGAUAACAGUUCACCUAGUAAGUUUCCUAUGGGUACACUGACUCUUCAAGAGCAAAAAGUCAAAUCACAGGAUAUAGAUACUCCAAAAGUAGAAAGUUCCACUGAACUAAAGACUUUAAGUGCAGAAUUGAAAACAUUAUCAGGUGAAAUUACUCUGGACAGAACACAGGAAAAAACAGAUGCAAGUCUUGCAAAGGAAGAAUUAGACCUUCAAAAUCAAGGGGCAGUGAUUAAAACGGUAAAGAUAAAGACAAGUGAGAUUAAAAUUACAGGAAAAGACAGUGAAUUAAAAUGGUCUACGGGUGAGUGGGCUACUGCUAAGGGAUCAGAAGAUGCUGUUUAUGUUGCAGCUAAGAUGGAAGAUGUAAAGGUAGAUGUUCCAGAAGUGAAAACGGAUGUUGAAAUUGAGAGGGUAGAUCCUGCAAUGGAAUGUCAAGUGAAACGUGUUGAAAAGGACAUGUCUGCAAAUGUGGAAGCGCAAGUAGACGACAGAGCAGAAACAAGUAAAAUUAAAACAUACAAGUUUAAGAUUCCAAAGUUCGGAGUAUUAUAUUCAGAAGCGAAGGGUUUUGAAGAUGAUAUCAGUUUGCCAAAGUCAGGAGCUGUUUCAAUGUCUAAAACUGAAAUAGGCAGAGUGGAAAUGCAGUUACAAAAAUCAGAAGGGUCCAUUGGCCCAACAAGUCCAACUACAGAUCACAAAGAAUCAUCUGCUAGAGUAACAGUGGAAACAGUGGACAAAUCACAAGAUGGUCCAGAAGUAAAUAUAAAAAUUCCCAAACUAAAAAUACCAAGAUUCACUUUCAGAGUUCUCCCAAGUGAAGCUGAUGUUUCAUUGUCAAAAGUGGUAACAGAUCCAAAAGGAACUAGUGCUGACAUUGAAGUGGUGCACUUGCAAGCAAGCUCUGCUGUCCCCGAGGAAAUACCAGAGACUCUGGAAGGAGAUAUUCAAAGAGCAAAAAGCAAAAUUCUAACACUGAUUGAACCUGACAUUAAAACAGCACAGAUGACUGCUACCAUAGAUUCCUGCCUUUCAAAUGCAGGGCAAGACGUUCAUUGGUCAUACAUAGAAGGCCAAGAAGUGAGAGAGAAAGUAGAACCUGAACAUGUUUCUAUUGAAAGGUGUGAAAUUUACUCCACCCAGAUACUGAAGGAAUCAGAGAUUCUCUCAUCAGAAGUUAAAACUGCUACUUUGGGAUUUUCAUUGCUCAAGGCAAAGUUGCCUGAAUCACACAGCAACUUAGAAGUGCAAGUCCAGCAAAGCCCUUCAAUGGAAAAUGCAUCAGUGAACAAAUCUGAACAUUCUGAUGAAAGUUUUGCAGUAAGUGCACAGAGGACUGUCAUCGCUGAGCUUAAGCUAUCUGACAAACCACACAGUGAGACUGAAGAACCUAGCGCAAUGAUAGGUUUACCAACAUUAAAAACAAAGCCUUCCAGUAAACCUGAAGAGAGUCAUCCUGAUAAGGCACCAGAAAAAAUAACUGCAGCUCCUCCCUCUAAAGAUGAGGAUAUAGUUGAAGCACAAGAAGAUGAAGAAAAGUAUGUAACUAAUGAAAAAGAAAAGGCGGACAGCAAAAGGUCUCCUGGAAGAUUCAAAUUUUGGCUUCCAAGUAUUGGCUUUUCAUCUUCUGGUGAUGAAACAAGCUCAGAUUCAAAAACAGAAGUAAAAAAAUCAGAAGAAACAAGGCCAGAAGAUAUGAAACCUGCUGACACAUCAGUUAGUGAUUCUUCUAAGCAAACUGAAAAAACUGGAUGGUUUAGAUUUCCCAAACUAGGUUUCACAUCUCCUUCUAAAAAAGCUAAGACUGUUGACAAAGAAGAGACAGGUCAUAAAGAGAGAAGAAUAUCAGAUGAAGAUAGCCCUUCAGAUAAACCUGAUGUAUUUUUUGAUGCACAGGAAAGCUUAUCACCUAAAGAAAUAACAGAGAGUGAAGAACAAGAAAUCGACGGGACUUCAUCUAAUAUUCCAGUUUCUCAAACUAUCGUUACAUCUUUAGCAAGGACUGAACUAAUCUUGUUGGAGGAAGAAAAAGCUAGUCAACCUAAUAUCCCUGGAGAUACAACCAAAUGAAGAUUGUCUUUUGCCAACUACCCACAGAAAACAGAAUAAUCUACACAAGAGAAAAGAAAAAAAAAAAAGUUUUCCUAAUUUGCCAGUAACCAAAAAUUAAACAAAACCUACAGGUGAUAUUUACGAAAACAGUUCCUUGAAGAGAAUUUACCACAUCUAAAUCUUCCUGUACUUGAAUGUGCUAUACUGUGUAGUAAUAAAAAUAGUGAUCUUUCCAAAUCUGCUCCAAAGGCAAGAACAGGUACAGGUACAGGAGAGUUCAUAGUUCUAAUAAGGUCUGAAAAAAUACCUGAACCAUGAAAGUAAACCUUUGAAAGACUCAAUGACAGGAAAAUGUCUUGUUAUAUAUGCUUCUCAAAAACACACCAGUUAGGAUUAGAUUAUAUAUUAUUUGCAGAGCAGAGUAUAAAGUAGUACUAUGAGAAUUAUAUUUACCUGUUUAGAUUUUGAAUCUCUCUGGCUUAUUUUUGCUUUCUUACUAAAGCAUCUUUCUUUAUUUCAGCUAAAGUAAACAUAUACUUCACAAUCAUUUUAAAAAAACAAAAUAAAAACAAAAUACUAGUGUAGACAGACAGAGGCUUUACCCCUUCCUCUCUUCUCAUGUUUUUUAUUAUCGUGGUGGGUCAUAUUUAGCCUUAAAAGAUUAAUAAAUAAAUAAAUUCAAGACCAAAAAAAAAAAAAAAACCAUUUAAUUAUUUCUCAUUUUUAAGGUACCCAAAUAAUGGUGAUAACUAUUAUAAAAAUGUGGAUAAAUAAAUUUUUAUGUGUAUAUUUACUGAAUAGUUAAAUGCACAGAAUGAUCUGCCACGCUUUGGUGGAAUUGCUUCAGAUAUUUUCUGGGAAAGGAGAUGUAUAUAGUUAUUUACCUCUUUGUUUAUAUUAAUGCUUCUCUCAAGUGCACAGCCAAAACCAGAGUGCAUAUAUGAUGGCCUUCAUAUGUAUCAUUAAAACACUAUAUUCUUAAUUCACAAUAAAUUCACUACAUGAAAAAUAA